CCAUGGUCUCAAAGGGUGAAAUGAAGUGUGGGAAGCAAAGGGGGCCAGGGGCGGGGCUGAAAGACUUUUAGAGGCUUGUGGCGGAGCCUUGGGGCCCUGGGGCAGGCCCUGAAGAAGUAGGGAGCCGGGGUUAGGGUUUGAGAACCGGGUUGGGGGUCAUUCCAGGCUCGCGGGGGUUUUGCCUCUGUGAAGCGAAACAGCCCGUCCAGAUGCCAGGCGUUUACAAAGCCUCAAGGAGGCGCUCCCUCUGUUCCCUGUCACACUCAGCCCCGGCUGGGCCACAGGUGUUCUCUGUCACACUCAGCCCCGGCUGGGCCACAGGUGUUCCCUGUCACACUCAGCUCCAGCGCGCCUGCCCCGCCUCAGCCACAGGUGUUCCCUGUCACACUCAGCCCCACCUCAGCCACAGGUGUUCCCUGUCACACUCAGCCCCGCCUCAGCCACAGGUGUUCCCUGUCACACUCAGCCCCGGCUGGGCCACAGGUGUUCCCUGUCACACUCAGCCCCAGCGCGUCUGCCCCGCCUCGGCCACAGGUGUUCCCUGUCACACUCAGCUCCAGCGCGCCUGCCCCGCAUCAGCCACAGGUGUUCUCUGUCACACUCAGCCCCGGCUGGGCCACAGGUGUUCCCUGUCACACUCAGCCCCAGUGCGCCUGCCCCGCCUCGGCCACAGGGAGCCACCCCACCGCUUGCCUGUCUGCCAGCUCUUCCUUCGGGAGAGACCUAGCGUCCACCCGCCGCCCCCAUCAUUGCCCACCUGGGCCAGCGCAGACCCUCCGCCGCGCCUCCCAGCUGUGCCUUUGGCCCCCAUGGUCUGUUCCCCAGACAGCCAGAGGAGUCCUGGUGAAACCCAAACAGGUCCCAGCCCUCCCGGGCUCCCACCUUGCUGAGAGUAGAAACGCACAGGCCCAGGACUGGCCCUGACCUCUCCACAAUCCCCCUCAGCCCCAGCCCCAGGCUCUGUCUGGCCUCUGGGCCUUUGCAUCGGCCGUUCCCUCCACCGCGGUCCUCCAUCGUUUUCCCACUUCUGGCCUGGCACUCCACAUGCCCUGGGUGCUCAGCCAACAUAGACGACCCGCCACA
Molecule: messenger RNA, 1083 nt
Organism: Symphalangus syndactylus (siamang)
Lineage: Eukaryota; Metazoa; Chordata; Mammalia; Primates; Hylobatidae
Source: RefSeq, a predicted model, not a curated record